CUCUCUCUCUCUCUACUUGGAUUUGGAUUCUGGGUUUCUGUUUCUUCUGCGUUUUAAUCGACUGAAGCUUGGGAUUGUCCUCGAGCUUGAAGAAGACGAAGAAGAUGAGUGUUUGCUGCAUGUGCGGUGACGUGGGUUUUCCUGACAAGCUCUUCCGCUGCAACAAAUGCCGCAACCGCUUUCAACACUCGUAUUGCAGCAACUACUAUAGUGAAUACGCGGAACCGAUUGAGCUAUGCGAUUGGUGCCGAAGUGAAGAGACGAGCACGACUAGGCACGGCGGAGGUAGCUCUUCUAAGAAAUCGGCAGCUUCUGCGAGCCGGUCGGAGUAUUCUGGGGACAAGAUCAAGCAACACGAUCAUCAUACACCCCGUGAUCAAGAGAUGGGUGGUAGCGGAGAGAAGGCGGCCGCAGGGAAGAACCACAGCAGCCCUGUGCCGUCUCCGAGAACCGCUACACGAAGGUAUAAGCUUCUGAAGGAUGUAAUGUGUUGAUUAGAGGGCGGGCUUGUGUUUUACAGAACAAAUGUUAGUUGCUAUAUAUAUAAGUACGUACGUACGGACUUGCCUGAUAGUAGCUAGCUAAGCUUGUUUAGUUUCCAUGGAGAGUGGUUUGAUCUUUGAGUUCUUCUCUUUCACUGGCUAUGUUUUUCUAGUACGCUGUUAAUAAAAUAAGGUACCUUCUGUUGGGA
Molecule: messenger RNA, 691 nt
Organism: Argentina anserina (silverweed cinquefoil)
Lineage: Eukaryota; Viridiplantae; Streptophyta; Magnoliopsida; Rosales; Rosaceae
Exons: 2
Coding region: 105-494 (129 amino acids)
Source: RefSeq, a predicted model, not a curated record